GAACACGAGCUCGCUUCGCAGCCAGAUUUGGACAAGGAGAUUGUUGACAAACGAUGGACCGAACUACAUCGGAGGAAUGCCAAACUGGUCCAUCAGCACAUCUUGAAAUAUCGCGGUUUCUUGACAAAGAUCGGUCAGGCGGCCUCCAGUAAGGCAGGCAGCUUGCCCGCUCCUUGGGUCGAGGAACUACGGAGCUUGCAGGAUGAGCUGCCCAUCUCCAACUUCCAGGAAGUGGUGCGAACCAUCCAGACGGAUUUGGGACGUCCUCUGCAAGACAUCUUCGAGAACUUCGGCCAGAAGCCAAUUGCCUCGGCCAGCGUGGGCCAGGCGCAUGUUGCGAAUCUGCGGAGCAACCGCAAGAAGGUGUGUGUAAAAGUUCAACAUCACGGAGUUGGCAGUCUCAUGACGGCAGACCUCAAGACGGUCGAGUUUAUUGCUGGCCGAAUGGCCAAGUACCACCCCGAUGCACCAGACUUUUCUGACCUUAUCCGGGAGUGGCGCCGUGCCUCGAAAGAGGAGGUGGACUUCCUGCUUGAGGCGAAGAACGCCACGGAUGCAUCGAAAGCCUUGCAGAAGCGUGGGAUAGACGUAGUUUGCCCGAUGCCCAUCUCCGAGUACUGCGGCAAGAGAGUCCUGACCAUGGUCUUCAUUGAAGGCUGGAAGAUUACGGACGUUGACAAGAUGCCAUAUGGAACAGACCGGGAAACAAUGGCUCGCAACCUGGUGCAUGCCUUUGCUGUGCUGGUCUUCCAGGAAGGCUUGAUUCAUGGAGAUCCGCACCCAGGCAAUGUGUUUGUCGAGCCGGUUAAGACCAACAAUGGUGAUACGCAAGUGCGUCCCGUGCUUUUGGACUGGGGCAUUGUGAAGCGUUUGGAGAAGGACGAGCGGAUCGCUGCAGCCAAGUGGAUAGUGGCUACCUUGGCACAGGAUAGGCUGCUCUAUGUGAACAGCCUGCGGGACCUUGGCUUCGAGUUCGAUGCGGAUCCUGACAUGCCAGAGUUCGCAACGUUCGUGGAAGCAUCCUUGGGCCAAUGCGCCUUCAUGUUCCGGGACUCCAUACCCAGCAACUCUCAGAUGAACUUCUUGCAGCAGAUGCAACAACACCAGGAGAAGGCAGAGAGCCAGGAAAGCAAAACAGGCAAGGACCAGAGCCGCCUUAUCGGGAAGAUCCCGGGGGUCGUGCUCUUCUUCCUACGUGGCUUAGAGAUGCUGCAGAACAUCUGUGGCAUGCUGGAGGUCACGGUUCCUUUCGCGACGAUUAUGCUGGACAGUUGCAUGCCGCUGCUGCAGAGCCAGGGGCGAUGGAGCCCUUUGGCCGCUAUGCCUUAUCCUCCAGGCUGCUCCGCGCUGGAGCAAAAGGUCCGAGCCAAGCUGCAAGCGCUGGACGACCAACAUCUCAUCUUGGCUGCCCAGGUCGCCGUGCUGGACCAAAAAGGGGAAGUGAUGUGCAAAGCGAGCUGCGGGCGGGUGGCCGUCUGCCACGGAGCGGCGAUCUCCGAUGAGACAGUGAUGCCGCUGCUGAGCCUGUCUGCUGGGCCUCUGCUGAUGUCUCUGUUGAGAGCCCUGACACAGCCGUCUGAGACAGGCAAAGCCGUGGCGCUCAGCAGCCCUGUUGCGCACCUGUGGCCGGACUUUACUCAGAAAGGCAAGAGUGCCACCAUCGAGGACGUCCUGCGGCACCAG
Messenger RNA from Symbiodinium necroappetens, 1683 nucleotides. Lineage: Eukaryota; Dinophyceae; Suessiales; Symbiodiniaceae. The record is from the annotation of a GenBank genome assembly.